CGGCGCGGGGCGGGCGCUGUGGCGCUGUCCCCGCUGUCCCCGCGGGGCCCGGCCGGACAUGGCCCCGCGCGGCCGCCCCGCCGCCGCCGCCAUGCCCCGCAGGGGCGCCCGCAAACGCCUCAAGUUUCGCGCCGACGACGUGUGCUCCGAGCGGGUGACGGUGGCAGAUUAUGCCAACUCAGACCCAGCUGUCGUGAAGUCUGGGCGGGUGAAGAAGGCUGUGGCCAACGCAGUGCAGCAGGAAGUAAAAUCCCUGUGUGGUUUGGAAGCUUCCUGUGUCCCUACUGAGGAAGUUCUCUCCGUGUCAGGAGAAUCCUGUGACAGCAGUGAUGAGAUGGAUACCAAGGAGAGCAUCAACGGGAGGGCUGCCUCGAGGAAAAAGAAGAGCAAAAGGCACAAAGAAGAUGCCGAAGGGGGAGGAGGAGAGGAAUAUCCCAUCGACAUCUGGCUGCUCCUGGCUUCCUACAUCCGCCCUGAGGACAUCGUCCGGUUCUCUCUGAUCUGCAAGAAAGCCUGGACUGUCACUUGCACUGCUGCCUUUUGGACCAGGCUCUACAGAAGGCACUACAGCCUGGACGCGUACCUGCCCCUGCGCCUGCGCCCCGAGUCCAUGGAGAAGCUGCACUGCCUGCGCGCCUGCGUCAUCCGCUCCCUGUUCCACAUGUACGAGCCCUUCGCCGCCCGCCUCUCCAGGAACCCAGCCAUCCCAGACAGUACUCCCAGCACUUUAAAGAAUUCCAGAUGUCUGCUUUUCUGGUGCAAAAAGAUUGUAGGGAACAGACAAGAAGCAAUGUGGGAAUUCAACUUCAAGUUCAAAAAGCAGUCUCCCAGAUUUAAGAGCAAGUGUUGCAAAGGUCUCCAGCCCCCAAUCCAGUAUGAGGAAGUGCACACAAACCCUGAUCAGGAUUGCUGCCUGCUGCAGAUCACCACCUUCAACUUCAUCUUCGUGCCAAUCGUCAUGGGCAUGACCUUCACCUUGUUCUCCAUCUCGGUGAGCACGGACAUGCGGCACCACCGCGUGCGCCUGGUGUUCCAGGACACGCCCGUGCGCAACGGGAAGAAGCCACGCGUGGAGCAGGGGGUGCAGGUGGUGCUGGACCCUGUGCACAGUGUCAGGCUCCUGGACUGGUGGCACCCACAGUACCCCUUCUCCCCAAAGGCUUAGUGCUCUCCUGAGGCUGCAGGAGCCCACAGGGGACUGAAUCUGGCAGGCUGAAGAGAAUUUCUAGGAACCAGGAAAUCCUAUUUUUAUUUCUGAAAUAAAUUCUGCAGUCUCCUUGCAAGUGGUUGAAGCUGCUGAGCUAGUUUGUAUGUAUAUAACUUCUGGUCAGUAAUGAGCAGAGCUGAGUGUAAAGCAGAAACUAUUUGUAAACACACUUUUAUGUAAAAUUGACAUUUUAUGAUUUGAAAGGAGCUCCCUGGAACUGUUCAUUUAAAAUCCUUUUGGUGCUAA
This is a messenger RNA of Pyrgilauda ruficollis (rufous-necked snowfinch), 1453 nucleotides long. RefSeq names its product transmembrane protein 183A (gene TMEM183A). The record is from RefSeq and is a predicted model, not a curated record. The coding region runs from base 59 to 1165 and encodes 368 amino acids. Gene Ontology annotation, cellular component: SCF ubiquitin ligase complex. Gene Ontology annotation, molecular function: protein binding. NCBI's taxonomy places the organism in Eukaryota, Metazoa, Chordata, Aves, Passeriformes, Passeridae. The transcript is spliced from 8 exons. Gene Ontology annotation, biological process: regulation of protein stability.